Cloeon dipterum is the source of this 858-nucleotide messenger RNA. RefSeq names its product thrombin-like enzyme elegaxobin-1. Gene Ontology annotation, molecular function: serine-type endopeptidase activity. The transcript is spliced from 5 exons. The record is from RefSeq and is a predicted model, not a curated record. Bases 19 to 807 code for a protein of 262 amino acids. Gene Ontology annotation, biological process: proteolysis. Lineage: Eukaryota; Metazoa; Arthropoda; Insecta; Ephemeroptera; Baetidae.
CCAAUUCUGUAUUCAUUGAUGAUCAAUAUGGAGGGCAGGACGGCACGUCUGGUGCUAAUGUUCGUUGCUUGUGCCAUAUGGGGUCAAACAGAGGGUAUUGCAUUUCCCAGCAACAACUCUUUGUACGGCCACGAAGCCGAUCAGGGCGAGUUUCCCUGGCAGGUGGCCCUUUUCAACUAUGGACCGGAUCAGGAUACUUUCUUAUGCGGUGGUGCUAUCAUAUCCCCAAGCUGGAUUCUGACUACAGCACAUUGUUGCAACAGAUCAGAAACUUUGCGUGUCUAUUCAGGCGCAAUCAGCAAGAGCAGGCCAGCAAAUGUGCAUGAGGUCGAACGUGUGACGUUUCAUCCUGAUUAUAGCCCAUCUUCAAGUGGACUUUUGAAUAACAUUGCCCUGAUUAAGCUCAAGUACGACAUUGAACCCCACUUGCUUGCAAGUCCGAUCAUUUUGUCUGAAACUCCGAUUUCAAAUUCUACACCCGGUGAACUUGCUGGAUGGGGCUACGACCGUUAUGAAGGAAACGAGUUUCCAGACAGACUGAGGGUGUCUUCCAUGAACGUCAUUGACACGGAAGGGUGUCGAUCAUUGAUUACAUCGCUCCCAGAAGAUAAUUUUUGCGCCACGAAUCCGGGAACUGGAACCUGUUUUGGAGACGAAGGCAGCACUUUUGUAAUACAGGGCGUGCUCUCUGGACUAGUUGGCUUUUACAGCGAUUACUGCACGUUGAACAACUUCCCUUCAUCCUUUGUCGAUGUUUACUAUCAUCGCAACUGGAUUCGAUUCGUGACCGGCAUUAAAAAAUACUAAAUCAUUGUUCUUUGUAUGAUUGACAAAAAUUAUAAUUGCUUGCUGAAUAAA